UGGUUGUGUUUUGAAAGUCUGGAGUCCCCAAAUCGCAGAGGCGUGAGUGAGAGUAAGAGUAAGAGAGAGAGAGAGAGUGCCUGCGUAGCUAGCAAGCGAACUUUCAGUACGAAGACGAAGUUACAGAGUGACAGAGACGAAGAAUAGAGACUAGAGAGAGAGAGUGUUGAGCAAAGCUGAGCUUUCAGUUUUUCGCAGACAAAAAGGAAAACAAAAGCAAGCGAUAAUGGCUGAACCCAAAACCAAAUACGAUCGCCAGCUCAGAAUAUGGGGUGAUCAAGGACAGGCUGCCCUUGAGAAAGCCAGCAUAUGUUUGCUUAAUUGUGGUCCUACAGGUUCUGAAACUUUAAAAAAUCUUGUUCUUGGGGGGAUUGGAAGCAUCACUGUAAUUGAUGGAUCCAAAGUUGAAUUGGGUGACCUUGGAAAUAACUUUAUGGUUGAUGAGUCAAGCGUUGGGCAAUCAAAGGCAAAAUGUGUUUGUGCAUUUCUUCAAGAGCUAAAUGAUGCUGUUAAGGCAAAGUUUAUAGAAGAAUAUCCAGAGGCUCUAAUUGAGACAAACCCAUCAUUCUUUUCUCAGUUUACAUUGGUUGUAGCUACUCAGCUAGUGGAAGAUUCAAUGGUAAAGCUCGAUAGGAUCUGUCGGGAGGCAAAUGUGAUGUUGGUCUUUGCUCGCUCCUAUGGCCUUACUGGGUUAGUCAGAAUCAGUGUGAAGGAGCAUACUGUUAUUGAGUCCAAACCUGAUCAUUUUCUGGAUGACCUUCGGUUAAAUAACCCAUGGCCUGAACUCAGGAGGCUAGCAGAAACAACUGAUCUACAAGUGUCUGAUCCUAUUUCCCACAAGCACAUACCAUAUGUCAUCAUCCUUGUCAAGAUGGCAGAUGAAUGGGCCAAAAGCCAUGGUGGUAACCUACCCUCAACCAGGGAAGAGAAGAAAGAGUUCAAGGAUCUUCUUAAAGCCAGGAUGAUUGCGUUGGAUGAAGAUAACUAUAAGGAAGCUAUUGAUGCCUCCUUCAAAGUUUUUGCUCCUCGAGGAAUUAGUUCAGAUUUGCAACAGGUAAUUAAUGAUGGUUGUGCAGAAGUUGAUUCCAGUUCAUUGGAUUUUUGGAUUAUGGUAGCAGCAUUGAAGGAAUUCUUAGCAAAGGAAGGUGGUGGUGAGGCUCCCCUGGAGGGAUCAAUACCAGACAUGACAUCCUCAACUGAGCAUUAUGUAAAUUUACAGAAUAUCUACUUUGCCAAGGCUGAUGCUGAUUUUCUUGCCAUUGAGCAACGGGUUAGAAAUAUUCUGAAGAAAAUUGGUCGAGAUCCAAAUAGCAUCUCAAAGGCAAUAAUAAAAAGCUUCUGUAAGAAUGCAAGAAAACUCAAGAUUUGUAGAUAUCGCCUUGUCGAGGAAGAAUUCAAUUCUCCAAUAUUAUCAGAACUACAGAAGUAUCUGACAGAUGAAGAUUACAGUGUUGCUGUGGGAUUCUAUAUUCUGCUUAGAGCUGUCGAUCGCUUUGCUGCCAAUUACAAUAGUUUUCCCGGGCAAUUUAAUGGUGCGAUGGAUGAGGACAUAUCUCGUUUGAAGAUUACUGCUGUUGGUCUACUUGGUGACUUGGGUUGCAAUGGGUCUACCUUAACUGAGGACCUUAUUAACGAGAUGUGCCGAUUUGGUGCUGCUGAGCUCCAUGCAGUAGCUGCUUUGAUAGGAGGAAUUGCAUCACAAGAAGUGAUUAAGCUCAUAACAAGACAGUUCGUGCCCAUGCCGGGUACUUUCAUCUUCAAUGGCAUCGAUCACAAGUCACAACUGUUGUUGCUUUAGGAAGAUUAAAGCUGGAAACUGAUGUGGUCUUUAUGAGAUGGCGCAUUUAGGCGGUUUAGAGGUCGAGCUAUGGUGCAGUUUGGAUGCUUCCUGUUUUUGAGAGGCAUAGUGGUAGUUCGAUCAAUUUUACUGAGAUCUGAAAUUUUUUUAAUUUGUUUUAUUAUUAUUAUGUGAGAGAGAGAGAGAGAGAGAGAGAGAGAGAGAGAGAGAAAGAGUGUUGUAAAGUUGGCAUGGUUCGACUUGCAAAAACAAAAGCCUGAAAUCAUCUUCACAUUAUCAUACGUGGGGAGAAAAGAAGAAUUUGUUUUAAACUUCCAAAUAGUUAUAGCAGAGUUAUUCUUGUAAUAAUUUAACAUACUUUUGGCUCGGAGAGGAGAUACUUGCAUCUCUUUUCUCCGCUACGAAAAUUAGUCACACACUAUUUUCAUCGGUA
Ziziphus jujuba (common jujube) is the source of this 2231-nucleotide messenger RNA. Its product is annotated as NEDD8-activating enzyme E1 regulatory subunit AXR1. The transcript has 15 exons. The coding region runs from base 227 to 1798 and encodes 523 amino acids. The record is from RefSeq and is a predicted model, not a curated record. Lineage: Eukaryota; Viridiplantae; Streptophyta; Magnoliopsida; Rosales; Rhamnaceae. Gene Ontology annotation, molecular function: NEDD8 activating enzyme activity. Gene Ontology annotation, biological process: protein neddylation. Gene Ontology annotation, cellular component: cytoplasm.